Oldenlandia corymbosa var. corymbosa is the source of this 642-nucleotide messenger RNA. Lineage: Eukaryota; Viridiplantae; Streptophyta; Magnoliopsida; Gentianales; Rubiaceae. The record is from the annotation of a GenBank genome assembly.
AUGGAAUAUCUACGAAGAGAAUUCCAAACUAUUGGCUUCAAAGGGAGCUUUUCCAUUGGUUCGAUUGAUUUCCGGCAUAUUCUCAUUUGCUUUGACUUGGAAGAAGAUUUUCACCGUUGUUGGCUGAAAGCAAUCACGCCUAUUGCUACAGCCUUGGACGAACCCUUAUCUUGUCUGCUAGAAACAAAUCUGUGGCCUGCAAAAACCCUUGAAGGGUCAAUCUCAGGAUUAACGAUAGCAGAGAAGAUUGCCAUCCCAGUUGAUAUACCAGACAGCCCUCCACUUCUUGAAGAUGCCCCGCCUGGUGAAGCUGCUGUUGGAAUAGAACUCGAAGACACGCUCUGCAAUCAACCAGAUUCUCCAAUUGCUGUUGAGAAUCACCAUCUUUCUUCAGCAUCGACGGCCGCUGCUAGCAAAAGUGGCACAACAACAUCGCCGGACGUGGAAAUCCAGAGUGGAACGCCGGUGGAUAACUCCCUGAUUGUACACCCACCUUCUGCGCAACAAAAUCCUGUGAACGAUGCAGUUGACCAGGCGCCCUUGGUUUCCAAAGAGGAUAAGAUGCAAGUGGACUCUACAGCUACUGCGCCAUCAGCGGAUAAAAGUUUGACCCCCUUCAAAUCAGAAAAUUUUGACACAUAA